Messenger RNA from Mugil cephalus (flathead mullet), 2553 nucleotides. Its product is annotated as zinc finger protein RFP-like. Bases 252 to 1895 code for a protein of 547 amino acids. Gene Ontology annotation, molecular function: protein binding; zinc ion binding. The record is from RefSeq and is a predicted model, not a curated record. Lineage: Eukaryota; Metazoa; Chordata; Actinopteri; Mugiliformes; Mugilidae. The transcript is spliced from 3 exons.
GUCAAAGUGUAAAGACGAGAUCAAACGUCAUUUUCCUGAAAUGAAAGUCAAAUAUUGUCAGAGCGACGGCAGAGCUGCAGUCCAGACAAAUCUCUGUGUUUAUGUUUGAAGAAAAUUCAACUGAGUUCAUCUGUUCUUUCUCAACAUCUGACUCAAAUACUGGCCAGAAAAGUCUCUGCUUCUGAUUCAAGAAAAUUCAACUGGGUUCAUCUGAUCUUUCUCAACAUCUGACUCAAAUACUGUGUGGAGACAUGUCUGCUGCCAGACGUCUGAGAUCUGAAGAUCAGUUUCGUUGUUCCAUCUGUAUGGUUGUGUUCACUGAUCCAGUCUCUACACCAUGUGGACACAACUUCUGCAAACACUGCAUCACUCAACACUGGGACAAUACUGUUCUAUACAAGUGCCCACUGUGUAAAGAGAUUUUCAAAAGUAGACCUCAGCUGAGGAUUAACACUUUGCUCUCUGACAUAGUUGCUGAGUUCAGACAUGAAUCUCAACAGAAAGCCAGCAGCAGCAGCUCAGAGCAACAAGCUGCCAAACCAGGAGAAGUUCCCUGUGACAUCUGCACUGGAACCAAACUGAAGGCCCUGAAGUCCUGCCUGGUGUGUCUGCUCUCCUACUGUGACUCUCACCUGGAGCCUCACCUGACAAUGUCACGUCUGAAAACACAUCAGCUGAUCCACCCUGUGGACAACCUGGAAGACAGGAUGUGUAGGAAGCACGAUAAACCUCUGGAGCUGUUCUGUAAGACCGACCAGACAUGUGUCUGCAUGCUCUGCCCUGUUUUAGACCACAAGACACAUGAUGUUGUUCCUCUGAAAGAAGGAUAUAAAAGAAAGAAGGCAGAGCUAGGAAAGACAGAGAAUGAAAUUCAGCAGAUGAUCCAGAAGAGACGACUGAAGAUUGAGGAGAUGAAAGAGUCAGUGAAGAUGAGUAAAGUUGCUGCAGACAGAGAGACAGCAGAAGGUGUUCAGGUCUUCACUGCUCUGAAGGAGUCUGUUGAGAGAGGCCUGGACCAGCUCAUAAAGGAGAUCGAAGACAAACAGAAAACAACAGAGAAACAGGCUGAAGGUUUCAUCAAACAUCUGGAACAGGAAGUCUCUGAGCUGAUGAAGAUUAGCUCUGAGGUAAAGCAGCUCUCACGCUCUGAAGACCACCUCCACCUCCUCCAAAGCUUCUCCUCCCUGAAAGCUGCUCUACCCACCAAGGACUGGACAGAGGUCAGCGUCCGUCCACCAUCAUAUGAGGGGACUGUGGUGAGAGCUGUGAUUCAGCUGGAGGAGACACUCAGUAAAGACAUGAAGAAGCUGUUUGAGGCUGAGCUGAAGAGAGUCCAGCAGUAUGCAGCGGAUGUGACUCUAGAUCCUGAUACAGCACAUCCUGCACUCAUCCUGUCUGAUGAUGGAAAACAAGUGAAUCAUAGUGAUGUGAGGAAGAAUCUUCCAGACAACCCAGAGAGAUUUUCCAAAUGUCCAUGUGUUUUAGGCAAGAAGAGUUUCUCUUCAGGCAGAUUUUACUUUCAGGUUCAGGUUAAAGGAAAGACUGAAUGGGAUCUAGGAGUAGCCAGAAAGUCAAUCAACAGAAAGGGAAACAUUAAAGCAAGUCCUCAGAAUGGUUUCUGGACUGUAUGGUUGAGAAAUGGAAAUGAGUACAAAGCCCUUGAUAAGACUCGAGUCACUCUCUCUCUUCGCUCUCAUCCUGAGAACGUGGGGGUGUUUGUGGAUUAUGAGGAGGGUCUGGUCUCCUUUCAUGAUGUAGAUACUGCAGCUCUUAUUUACUCCUUUACUGGCUGCUCCUUCACUGACAAAGUGUACCCAUUCUUCAGUCCUGAGUUGAAUCAUGGUGGUAAAAACUCUGCACCUCUGAUUAUCUGUCUUGUCUAUCAAACUAUCUGAUUCAUUUAAUGAUGAAGCUUUGAGAUCAAUGAAUGAACUUAUUGAUCUUCAGACUUAAUUCACACUCUGACUAAAUGAUCAUUCUGGACUGGAUUCUGGAUACCCAGCUUGUGAUUUGUGUCAAAAAACAGUUUUGUUCAUUUUUCUAGCUCAAAAUUUGAAGAAGUUAGAUUUGAGUAUUUUAAUCAUAUGUUUCUACCAUGGAGCCAUACUACCAUCUAGAGGCCGGUUAGGGAAAUGUCUUUGGAACAUAAUUCUACCAAGUAUUACUGUUAUAGCAUUUUAAUACAUCUAUAUUCCACAAAGCAAGACUGGUUAGCCUAGCCCGAAUAUAACCUACCUUUCCUUCUUCUCGAUAUCAGUUAGUGUUGCUUACUAUUAUUAGUUAUAUGAAUUAGCAUAUUGAGGAAAGUCAUCGAAAUGAAUGAAUGUUUCUGAUAACGUGUUCUAAUACUGACAUGAUGUUUCAUUGAAAGUGUUUGAUUUCAUCUCUAUCUCAUCCUACUUCUGAGUUUAUCAUUGUGAGAAGUACAGCCGUUAUUUAAUACUCUUGAAACAAAAGCAUUCAUGUGUAAAUCAUCGAAAGGUGCAAAGACCAGUUUUGCAACAAAGGGGCACACUCUGCAGAGACGUGGUGAUAAACUAGCGCCUGUUCAGC